This is a messenger RNA of Mycena indigotica, 2709 nucleotides long. Its product is annotated as SPX domain-containing protein. The record is from RefSeq and is a predicted model, not a curated record. The coding region runs from base 121 to 2709 and encodes 862 amino acids. The transcript is spliced from 13 exons. NCBI's taxonomy places the organism in Eukaryota, Fungi, Basidiomycota, Agaricomycetes, Agaricales, Mycenaceae. Gene Ontology annotation, molecular function: phosphate transmembrane transporter activity. Gene Ontology annotation, cellular component: membrane. Gene Ontology annotation, biological process: phosphate ion transport; monoatomic anion transmembrane transport; polyphosphate metabolic process.
UUUGGACCUGCCUUCCACCACUUGCCUCGCGUACCCUUUGCCAAACUACCCCCACGUCUCGAAGACACCUUCCUUUCCCACCACCUUCAGUGCUGUUUGUGUCGGGGUGCUAUAGUUGCCAUGAAGUUCAGUUCAUCGCUAAAGUUCAACGCUGUCGCCGAAUGGUGGGACGAGUACAUAGCCUACGAUGCACUCAAGAAGUACAUAUACCAGCUUGAGAAGACGCAGCACGAGCAGGGACACGGCGCCUACCGUGAUGCUGAAGAGAGCACCGAGCGGACGUUGCUUGUCGACCGUACUGGCCCCGACACCAACUCCGUGUUCGUGCCACUGCUGGAGAAGGAGCUCAAGAAGAUAUGUGACUUCUAUGAGAUGCAGGAGAAGCAUCUGGUGGAGGAGGUCGCGGAGCUGGAGGAGUUGGUUGGGCAGCAAGAUUUGGUCGGGAUGACGGGCGACCAUUACGAUGAGGCAUCUGCGCUAUAUGACGACGAUGACGACGACGAAGGGGAUGACGAUAGCUUGUCGCACAGUCCGUUACCGAAUCGAAGGAAACGGGUCGGGUCAACGUCUAUGGGGAGAAAAGCUGCUUUAUCCGACUCAACUCCACGUUUACACCGCAGGAGUAUUUCCUCCUCAUCCUCCGAGGGCCAAAAUGAGCAUUCUCAUUCACCUAUCAGUCCAACUGUACCCACCACCACUCUUGGACGGCUCGCAAACAAACUUACGCCCGACUUCAUGCGAAGCAGCAUCACAUCCUCAGCAGGAGAGAACGUCUGGACAUCCAAAUCCGACUACGCUUAUGAUACACGGUUACUCUUCAAACGCCGCAUUACUACCCUCUAUAUCUCCGUCACUUCCCUCAGGUCGUAUGUCGAGGUCAAUCGUUCAGGCUUUCGAAAGAUCCUCAAGAAGUACGACAAGGUUACCGUCCAUGAGCUCAAGGAAGACUACAUGCACAACUCGGUCGAACCUUCGCAGCCCUUCACGACUGGAGCCCGUUCGACACUUAACAGUCUCAUAAAUCGUCUGGUCGAUCUGUAUGCCAAAUGCGUUACACGAAGCGACCGAGGACUUGCGAAGCAACAGCUUCGACUCCACCAGCGGGAGAACAUUGCCUGGGAGCGAGAUACGGUCUGGAGACAGAUGAUUGGAAGAGAACGGAGAGGCGAGGGUAGCAGUGGCGGUCUCGCUGGCGCUGUUAUUGUCGAGGAACCGAUGGAAGAUGUGGAUAUGGGGGUAGGAAAAGGGAAGCCUGGUUGGGUCGUAACGCUCGGACCAAGGACAAGGAUACGCGUGACGAAGAAGAAGAUCGCAUUGGUGGGGGCGAUUGCCCUUUUUAUUGCCCUCCUUAACCACGAUACGGUGGAAGGUACAGAGGCGAAUAGGUGCUAUGCCAUUCUGAUGUUUUGUACCGUCCUGUGGGCAACCGAGGCUAUACCGCUGUUCGUGACUUCCCUCAUGGUACCAUUCCUACUCGUCGUUUUCGGUGUCAUUCGGAACGACGAAGGUAUUCCCCUCAAGAAACCCGACGCGACCAAAUAUAUCUUCUCCAUCAUGUUUUCGCCCACCAUAAUGCUGCUUAUUGGCGGCUUCACCAUCUCUUCUGCACUCUCCAAGACAGCCAUAGACCGGGUUCUGAUUACGCGUGUUCUUUCCCUUGCAGGAACGCGUCCAAGCACAGUCUUACUCGCUUUUAUGGGUGUUUCGUGUUUCGCGAGUAUGUGGAUCAGCAAUGUGGCAGCACCGACUUUAUGCUUCACCCUAAUACGACCGAUUCUGCGGACCUUGCCCCCGAAAUCGUCGUUUGGGCCUUGCCUAAUUCUCGCUAUUGCCCUGGCUGCGAAUAUCGGUGGCCAGUCUUCGCCUAUUUCCUCUCCACAAAACCUUAUCGCCCUUGAUGCCAUGGACCCUCCAAUCUCCUGGGGUGGCUGGUUUAUCGUCGCACUCCCGGUCUCCAUCGUAUCUAUUCUCCUAAUUUGGGGCUUGCUCCUCGCCUCAUACCGGCCUGCUCGUGCCCCCGAUGGAGGACCUGAUAUCGAGAUUAAACUUAUCCGGCCAACGAAGGAGUCCUUUUCCUGGAAACAAUAUUGGGUGGUUCUUGUGUGUAUUGUGACCAUAGUAUUAUGGUGCAUUGCGCGGAACGUGCAGGACUAUUUGGGGGAUAUGGGGGUCAUUGCAUUGAUUCCCAUUGUAGCAUUCUUUGCGACUGGUGUUCUCAAAAAGGACGACUUCGAGCAGUUCGCAUGGACCAUUGUUUUCCUCGCCAUGGGCGGUAUUGCCCUUGGGAAGGGGGUUACAUCGAGCGGACUAUUAGAGGUUCUAGACGUGCUUAUUCGUGACCUUCUCGAGGACGUGUCGCUGUAUAACGUUGUCUUGAUUCUGUCACCAGUCGUCUUGGUCAUCUCCACAUUCAUCAGUCAUACCAUCGCAAGCGUGCUGUUGGUGCCUAUUGCCAAGGAGGUCGGGACCAACCUGCCUGGUAAUCAUGCCAAUCUCCUCAUCUUCAUCACCGGCCUCAUAUGCUCGGCCGGGAUGGGUAUGCCUGUUUCCGGAUUCCCAAAUCAGACGGCGGCCCAGCAGGAGGAUGAAUUGGGCCAGCUCUACUUAACCAAUGUCGACUUUCUGAAGAACGGAGUCCCAGCGAGUAUGAUUGCGACUCUGGUCGUCGCAACUAUCGGCUUCUUACUUAUGAAAGCCAUCGGGCUGUAA